This is a messenger RNA of Neodiprion fabricii, 3133 nucleotides long. RefSeq names its product G1/S-specific cyclin-E (gene CycE). The transcript has 3 exons. The coding region runs from base 811 to 2217 and encodes 468 amino acids. Gene Ontology annotation, biological process: regulation of cyclin-dependent protein serine/threonine kinase activity; G1/S transition of mitotic cell cycle. NCBI's taxonomy places the organism in Eukaryota, Metazoa, Arthropoda, Insecta, Hymenoptera, Diprionidae. Gene Ontology annotation, molecular function: cyclin-dependent protein serine/threonine kinase regulator activity. The record is from RefSeq and is a predicted model, not a curated record. Gene Ontology annotation, cellular component: centrosome; cytoplasm; cyclin E1-CDK2 complex.
GGGUUGUUCCGAACGAUGCACUCCCGGCAAGCGCGUCACACAACCGGUCAUUCUCCCGCAAACGCGCGAUGGUGUAAUACUUGCAUUUCGGUGAAAACUGCAAUCGUGUUAAUUUUCAAUCGUAAGAUAAAGGUUCACGGGUUAGCGGUGGUGCGUUAGAGUGAACUGUGAAUGUACUCAGUGACAAAAUAGUCGAGAAUAUUGUGUACGUUGUGAGUGAUGAAUGUGACCACCAUCGGUUCGAUUAGGUUGGAUUAUAAUCGCGAUUUAACACGAACGCGCCGUUUUUAUAAGAUAGGAUAUUGACGUUACUGAUUUUGACGCCUUAUUCUAAGUGAGGUGAAAAUUUUUAGCUUUUUUUUGAGGUUAUGUUGUGUGUACAGAGGGCGUGACAGUACCGAGCCGCCGACUAGGGGUUGGCCACCUUUUCGCGCGCUACUCUCCCGCGCUUUGAGAAGAAAACCUUCUCGAUAUUUCAUUAGAAAUAAAUAUUCCAGCCAGUACGUAGCGGCCCUAACCAAUUAUGCAAACUUUUAAUAAUAUUGCGAACCAUUCCAAGCCCUGGUAAAUAAUAUUUCGACAUCAAUUUGCCAGAGUCAACGUAGAGACUGUGCAUUAUGGCGAGUGUGUAAAGUGAACUCUGCAUGCACGGACCUCCUGUAAUUUUCUAUUUUACUCUGGAUAUUCCAUAGUGAUUUUUAAUUAUCCGGUCUCCGAAUAUUCCCCAAGAUCCGCUCGAUCCGUUAAAAAAAUCAAUACGCACCUGGAUCUUCGUCGUCAGAUAAAAUACGCCACCAAACGACGAACAAGAUGCCACAAACGAGCUUGCAGGAAAAGCAGCCAUCACAGAUUUAUCUGCCAACAAGCAAGCCACAAACUCUGAAACGUAAACGUCGAAACACAGAGAUCUCUGAGGAUGCAGAAAAUAUUUACCCACCUAAGAAGGUCCCCUCGAUAUCUUCUGCUCAUACACCAUCCAAUGAAACUUGCCACUCGACUUCAACUGCAGAUGGUCUUCGUACUCCACAGCAGCAGCAGCAGCAGCAACAGCAACAACAGCAACAAACCUCACCUUUAACAGAGCAGCAGGACCCAAUUAGCUGGUCCGAACUCAGGAAUGCAACUUGUUUCCUGACACCAUCUGCGUCCAACGGUGGGCCCAACAGGCCCAGUCCACUUCCUUCCUUUCCUUGGGCGGACGGGUCACAAGUAUGGUCGCUGAUGUGCCUAGGGGAUCAGAAGUCUUUGACUCAAAGGGAUCCUCAGAUGUUUCAGAGGCAUCCCACUCUGCAACCUCGAAUGAGAGCUAUUCUGUUAGACUGGCUUAUCGAAGUCUGCGAAGUUUAUAAGUUACACAGGGAGACAUAUUACUUAGCAAUGGAUUUCGUUGAUAGGUAUCUGUCGUCUCAUCAAAAUGUCCCCAAAAACCAGCUUCAACUUAUCGGCAUUACUUGCUUGUUCAUUGCUUCUAAGGUUGAGGAGAUCUACCCUCCUAAGAUAGCGGAAUUUGCAUACGUCACGGAUGGCGCCUGUACAGAGUCAGAAAUACUUGGAAAAGAACUGAUAGUUCUGAAGGGACUCGGGUGGAAUCUUUCUUCAAUCACAGCGCCUGGUUGGCUCAACAUUUACAUGCAAGUGGAAUGCGGUGAUACAUCUCGUCCGAAUGCAUUUGUUUACCCCCAAUAUGGUGGGCUUAAAUAUUCUCAGGCUGCCCAACUCCUUGACUUGGCAACGUUGGAUGAAAGCUGCCUUAAAUUUCCGUACAGUCAUAUAGCUGCCGCAGCUAUUUAUCACGUACAAGGAAGAGAGUGUGCCUUGAGAGUAUCGGGCUUAACAUGGGAACAAUUAUCACCGUGUGCAAGAUGGUUAGACGCAUUUGCCAACACCGUUGCCGAAGAAGUUCCACAACUUCUGUUGAGAUCCGCCAUACCGCCCAUAGAAUCCCAUUCCGGGUCUGGACUAAGAGCAGCAGUGCCUAAUAUAGUUAUGGACGAAUCCCAUCGCAUACAAACUCACGUAGUAGAUUUAAAUAUGUUGGAUCGAGCCCUGCAACGGUUGACAACCGAACUACCUCUUGCAGACUCUGUCAACGCGCAAGCAGAAUUCGAUUCCAACAGUAGCCUUAAUAGAAGUGGCAUUUUAACUCCACCCUUAAGUAAUCAAAAACAUUCAUCAACUCCGCCCCGGCUUCCACCGCCACUGCACCCUUAUACUUAAGCCGUAAUUGACUUUGUAAUGAUGGCUUGAGUAGAAUAAACAUAAAACAUUGUUAUAGUUAAUCAUCAAUGGCAACCAUCGUAUUUAAACCAUCGUGAUAUCUCUUCCAACACCGCUGCGUAACUUUCUGCCAUAAGUAAAAGGGCUUGCACAGGGAUUAACACAGCACUAAUAUCUUGAGUUGAGAAAAUUUGGAGCAAGUUGAAAAAAAUAAAGAUUUGUCUUCAAAGUUAAGAGUAGAAAACUAAACUAAAAAGUGAAAAGUAAUGCUCUUUGUUCAAAUAUUUCAAGUGCUUGCCAGGUGGGCAUAAACAGUCAUUUACAGAACGAACAAUUUUUAACAGUUAAUAUCAGUUGAUAAUAAACUACAGUUUUUCAUACAACUUACUGUCGCUCUAGCUUCAUUUAACGAAAAUUAAUGGAAAGAUUGAAGAAGUGAUCAAAAUUUGUUGAAAUUAUGACCAUUUCACUCUUUGCGUUAACAAUGUUGAAUUCAAUGCAUAAUUAUCAACAAAUGGAAAUAUUAUUUUAAAAUCGAAGCCUUAGACAACAGCUUUUACAUCCUCAAACUUGAAACAUCAAGUGUCAUUUGUUUCCUGUUAUUUCUCUUUUUUUCAAAUAGUUAAAGAGUAUGUGUAGUUGAACAAGCCGUGCCGUGUUAAUUUUCACCUUUUCAAUUCAAAAUUCGAUCAGAGUAUAUGAUCUUGGCCCAGAUUUAUGACUAUAAGUUAUUCAAACUAUUUGGCGUAACUUUCGUGGCGGAUCCUGUAGACAAUUAAUUAUCCUAAGAUUCAUUUUAAUCGCUUUUGCACGCGAGCUAAUUUCUUAGCAUUUGUUUUUCCACUUUUCAAGUUAAUUCGAAUUAUAUGCAUCUAGUAACUCUUUAUUCUAAGCAUCAUUUACUAAAGUAACUGUA